AUGGUGAACCUCGGCCUAGCACGUAUCACCCCUCUGCUCAAGCAGACACCACAAACAUGGAAAGCCAUCCAUGUUGCUGGAACGAACGGCAAAGGCUCUAUAUGCGCAUAUCUUACUGCUAUGUUACGUGCCAAUCAAAUAUCAUGCGGCAGGUUUACUUCACCCCAUCUCGUUGAACCCCGGGAUAGUAUCACUAUCAACGAUAUUACCGUAUCGGAAACGAAAUUCAAGCACUUCGAAGACCUUGUGAAGAAGAGAAAUGAAGAACAUCAUCUUGGCGCGAGUGAGUUUGAACUCCUCACAGCCACAGCUUUUGAGAUAUUUGAAGCCGAAAAGGUCGAAGUUGGUGUAAUCGAAGUAGGAUUAGGCGGGACGCUCGAUGCGACGAACGUGCUAAAACAGAAAUGCAUCACCGUCAUCGCCAAGAUCGGCCUCGACCAUCAAUCAUUUUUAGGAAAUACAAUCGAGGAGAUUGCCCUUCAGAAGGCUGGGAUCAUGCGAAAAGGGGUUCCCUGUGUCGUGGAUAGCAGUAAUCCAAGGUCUGUUUUAGAUGUUCUUCAAAAACACGCCGACGGAACAGGUAGUACCAUCCAUUUCGCGGACCCGCAGUCAGACUCACUGGUGGAUAAAUUGCGGGCAAAUCUCGAACCACACCAGCAGCAGAAUCUAUCGUGCGCGCAUGAGGCUUUUCGACUUGCAUAUCCAAAACUUGCGAGUUCUACAGAUAUUCUUGUUUCCGCUGCCCGGGACAUGGUAUGGCCGGGGCGCCUUCAGAAGUUAAGCAUCGAGAAUACCACAGGUAGGAAGGAGAACAUUCUAUUAGACGGAGCUCAUAACCCCCAAUCUGCAGAAGUACUCUCCGCCUAUAUCGAAAAGCACCUACGGCCCCUGAAUAAGCCAAUUACCUGGGUACUUGCCGCUACACAAGGCAAAGAUGUAUCAGAAAUGUUCAAGUUACUACUCCGUGACGGCGAUUCCAUAACGACAGUCGAAUUCGGCCCUGUCGACCAGAUGCCCUGGGUCCAGCCGACAAAUUCAGCAACAUUGCUCAACACCGCAAGCCAAUGCGGUGCUGCUAUAUCGUCACGGUUUGACGCAUCUACGGACGUGCGCUUAGCCCUGAAUUGGGCAAGCCAAAAUUCAAAUGAAGGGCCGCUUGUUAUUGCAGGGAGUCUUUAUCUUGUAUCUGAUAUUUUCAAAUUGCUUAUUAUGCCUCUACAAGUACCAGAGCACUUAAUCAUAGUAUGCUGCCACGGAAUAUGGCUCGAGGGAUCCGAAAACGGUCACGAUGAGAGUGAAUGGCUCAUCGCUGGGUUUCAAAAGGGCGAGACGCCAACAUUCAUCAACCAUAUCAAAAUUGGACUCCGCGCCUUGAAAGAGAAUGAUAAUUAUGUGUUGAUGUUUUCAGGAGGCCCCACAAGAAAGGAAACCCAUCUAUCGGAAGCACAAAGCUACGCCAACCUCGCCAGCGCAAACUCAUACUUCGGAAUCGUCUCCGAGGCUGAAGUUACGGGUCGGAUAUCCUGCGAAGAGCGUGCUCUCGACUCAUUUUAUAACGUUUUAUUCUCGCUUACCAAAUUUUGGAGCGAGUACCACACCUGGCCAGAGAAAAUAACCAUAGUGAGCCAUCUCUUCAAACACGAGCGCCUCGUGAAUCUCCACUGCAGCGCUAUUGGGUAUCCUCUUAAUCGUGUUACGUUCUUGGGGUCGGAUCCACCGGGUAUGACGGAUGGCACCAACGAGGCCGCCAUAAAUGGUAUCGUUGAAGCAGAUAAUCAAUGGAGGGAGGAUCCUCAUGGGAAGGGGGAGCUUUUAGCUAAUAAACGUCGGAAAAGAAAUCCAUGGGGAACCGCUCAGACGCUUUUCCUUGAUGAUGGUGAUCGAACGCGCAGUGGUGUACAAGUCAAGAUCAUUGAGGGAGAGGAAUAUCUUGAAGGAAGUCUUCAGCCAUGGUCAAACGUAUGA
Hypoxylon trugodes is the source of this 1965-nucleotide messenger RNA. Its product is annotated as FolC bifunctional protein. The coding region runs from base 1 to 1965 and encodes 654 amino acids. The transcript has 3 exons. Gene Ontology annotation, molecular function: tetrahydrofolylpolyglutamate synthase activity; dihydrofolate synthase activity; ATP binding. The record is from RefSeq and is a predicted model, not a curated record. Gene Ontology annotation, biological process: folic acid-containing compound biosynthetic process. NCBI's taxonomy places the organism in Eukaryota, Fungi, Ascomycota, Sordariomycetes, Xylariales, Hypoxylaceae. Gene Ontology annotation, cellular component: mitochondrion; cytoplasm; cytosol.